AUGACAAGACACUGCCAAGGAGGCUCCCACGUCCCAUCCCCGCCUUACCCCAGGGCUUGGCUCUCCGUAUCACACAGACCAUGUUUUCCAAUUUUCUGUGUAACGCUACAUUCAACUGAACUGUAUUGGGUAGGUGGUUAUGAUCGGGUACUGUUACCCUUGUGCUUCGCACCUGUGUCCAGCCAGUAUUGUGGGAAGUGCCAAAUCGUAACGUGGUACUAA
Messenger RNA from Bipolaris zeicola 26-R-13, 222 nucleotides. RefSeq lists its product as uncharacterized. NCBI's taxonomy places the organism in Eukaryota, Fungi, Ascomycota, Dothideomycetes, Pleosporales, Pleosporaceae. The transcript has a single exon. The record is from RefSeq and is a predicted model, not a curated record. Bases 1 to 222 code for a protein of 73 amino acids.